UGCACGACGCCCGGGGGGUGGGACCUGACCACGUCAACACAACCGCUUUGUGCUUGCUGAGCACCAGCACGGCGCUUGCUUGCUUCACCUUGCGCUCGCCAAACACCUCGCGCCGUCCCAUCCCGACCGCCCAUCAGCAAGCUGCAUCGCAUCUUCUGCCUUGCUCCCUGCUGGCCAGUGAUUGUCAUUGGGGCCCCGCCAGCAUCCUCACCACCACUCUUCAGCCAUCAAUCGCACCUGCCAUGCGGCGAUAGUCCCAAGAUAUCCAAGGCUCCCAUCCCCCUUGCCCGCGCAAGCUCCCCAGCUCUCGACAACGUCGGCCUGGCCCGUCUCGUCAGCCCACCAUGCCGGCGCCGGCAGUUCCAGAAAUCACCGAGGAGGAGCUCCACGAGUCGAUCCACGCCCGUACCGAAUCCCUCAUUGCCUUGCGCGAGCUUGGCCCUCCCGACUUGGCGCAUCUUCUCAAGCAAAAUCUACGCAAUGCCAACCGUCAGAUCGGGGUCUAUCACCACGUCACCGGCGUAGACGCCUCCUCGUCCGCCAGUCUCGCUGCCUACAUAAACACCCUCACGUACAAGGAGCAGGUUCCUAAUGCUGUCAACAAGGUUGUCGAGGGCCUGUACUGCUGCUACAAUGCCUUCUCAAGACUCGACAUGCGCGUGCACGUCACGAUCCCCGGCACCGUUGAGAGCUACUGUGUCGACGAGCGCGGCGAGAAGCGCCCAGCCACCGACGAGCUGUGGUUGGAGACGUACCUCUGCAGCGUCAUCAGGGCCUACUCGUACGCCGACAAUGGCAGUGGCGAGACCAUCCGUAAGAUUAUGGGCGUCAGGCGCUUCAACCCAGUCACCAGCACCGAGACCGAGCACCGCUUUCUCAGCGCUGCCGAGCAGCUCUUUUUCCGUGGAUGGCAGCUCGGCUCCGACUCGGUCGUCCAGGUCCCCAACAAUGUCUCCAACCAUCUGACAACCGGCUUGCUCAAAUACUUUGAGACAACAGGCCGGUUCGCCUCUGCCAUCAACCUCUUCGAGAAGCUGCGCACUCAGAACGUUGAGGUCUCCUCCUUGCUGGCCAAAGUGCUGUUCAUGGGCAACGAAGAAGUGCAAGGCGUCCGUGUGUUGUAUCAAGCGCUCAAGGAUUCCCCAAUGGACUACGUCAUGCUCGACACGCAGGCAGAGUUCCUCCUCAAAAAGGGUCUUGCGGCCGAAAAUGCGGAGCAACGGGAAGAGAGGCUCAAAAUGGCGUUGGCCUGCGCAGACCGAAGCACGAUUGCCGCCCCGAGCGAGUUCGGAACCUGGGCGAGGCUGGCCCGGGUAUAUGUCACCAUGGAGGAUUGGGAAAAUGCACUGACCAUUCUCAACUCGUGCCCCAUGUUCACUUACCAGGACAAGGACGCCCCGAUGAUGCCGGAGCCCAAGGAUGUUUACCUGCCGACCUUGCCUGAGACACGACUUGACGAGAUCGACAGCGAACCCGAGUCAAGAUAUGCCGAACAGGUUGAUCCCAGCCUGCUCAACCUGCGGGCCGCCGCAUACCGUGGAACCUUUAAGGAGGCGUAUGGCAUUCUGACCGAAAUGACUGCCAAGAUUGGCUGGGAUCAGCUCCUCAAGAUUCGAAGCACGGUCUUCGUGAUGGAGGACGAGUACCGCAGCGAAAGACAGGACAGCGUCGCACAGCCUACUGUGACAGCCCGUAAUCCAAGUAUUGAUGGUUUGCGCGGCACGCCUGACCCGACAACAAACGGCGACGCCUCCGAUGACGAGGCUGGGACAGAGAAGGGUGUCGCUGGGACGGCAGCUGACUCGGAGUCCACCGCACCGGCUCUUACGAAUGGCCAAGAUGAAGGCGAGGCCUCGGUCGAGAAGCCUAUACACGCAAUCGACCCUGGCGUGGUCAAGGCGGAUGGAGAUACAACGGCAACGACCGAGGAACACCUCUCGAAGCUCAACAACAAGAGACUCUGCGAGAGAUGGCUUGACAGCCUGUUCAUGGUGCUCUACGAGGAUUUGCGCGUCUAUACCAUCUGGAGAACCCAGAUGGCGCAAUACAAAGCACAGUCGAUGCAGUACAAGAAGUCGGCUGAGGAAUGGGAGAUUCUGGGCGCCCUGGCGGAGCGCCUGCAGCACCACGACGAGGCGGUUGAGGCGUACCGGGCCUGUUUGGCUGCUCGGUUCAGCCCCCGUGCUCUCAGCGGCAUCUUGCGCAUGUUUGAGAAGCAGAAGAAUACGAGAGACACGGUGGCCGCCUUGAUCCGACUCGUGACCUGGCAGUACAGAUGGUACUCGGAGUUCUCUCCUGAGCUGCUGCACACGAUACGGCAGCUGAUCGAGGAGGAGGGCGCGGUCAAGGUGAGGUCUAUCAUCCAGGCCACCAGCCUGCCGCAGAACGUGCUCGACUUGACGCAUCACUACGCUGCACUCUGCGCCACCUUCAGAAGCAGCGGUACGGAUGGUUAGAUGGAGUCUGCCAGAGGGCGGGCCCGUGUUGAGGGUUGGGACGAGGGGCAAGUAGAUGGGGAAGUCGGUGGAGUAGGAUGCGGAUGUGGUGCUGUUAAGAGCCAGUAACGCACUGGGGAGAUUGAGAGAGACAUGGCAUCAGUUCUUCGCUAGAGGAUUAGCUAUGCUGCGAUAAUUUCAUGGUUGCCGGCCAGGCUUGUCAUGUGUGAUCAAGGUAGUCCAAUAUUGGCUUGCGACAGAAACACAAACCACCCAAACGCUACAUCAGCAACCAUAUUCGCGUGGAUGCACGUUCCCGCUCCUCCUACUUGGGCGUUAUAAUCUGCUCCAGCCAGCGAGGGAGCACCAUAAUCUAGAGUCCUGGGUUACAAGGAGGGAAUCUCGUGAUGGACAUCUGGAACUUGUCACUGCAUGU
Microdochium trichocladiopsis is the source of this 2871-nucleotide messenger RNA. RefSeq names its product budding site selection protein. The record is from RefSeq and is a predicted model, not a curated record. Lineage: Eukaryota; Fungi; Ascomycota; Sordariomycetes; Xylariales; Microdochiaceae. Bases 345 to 2456 code for a protein of 703 amino acids. Gene Ontology annotation, cellular component: exomer complex. Gene Ontology annotation, molecular function: protein binding. The transcript has 3 exons. Gene Ontology annotation, biological process: Golgi to plasma membrane transport.